Messenger RNA from Varroa destructor (honeybee mite), 1056 nucleotides. It is a transcript of the gene ND-ACP, whose product is annotated as NADH dehydrogenase (ubiquinone) acyl carrier protein. Gene Ontology annotation, biological process: fatty acid biosynthetic process. NCBI's taxonomy places the organism in Eukaryota, Metazoa, Arthropoda, Arachnida, Mesostigmata, Varroidae. The record is from RefSeq and is a predicted model, not a curated record. Gene Ontology annotation, molecular function: acyl carrier activity; acyl binding. Gene Ontology annotation, cellular component: respiratory chain complex I; mitochondrion.
GUUGUCUCGCAUCGUUCGGUAUCUAGCGUGGUCAAGGGGGCACAUUGCUAUAGAGAAGAGCGAUGGCGAGUCGCGCUUUGGGAAGUUUUUUACGUAUGGUGGGCGCUCUCGUUGCGCGAAAUGGCCCCUGCCUUAGAACCUCGCGGCACCUAGCCGGCUCCACGAUUGCCGUUCAAGAUCGAAGAAAACAGCUUUUUGAUGUUUCCGCUCAUCUCAUCAGACCGCAGACUACAAGCCUACGGAAAUAUUCGGAUAAGCCUCCAAUGUCUUUACAACUUAUUGAGGAUCGUGUAAUGCUCGUUCUAAAGCUCUACGACAAAAUCGAUGCCGAUAAGCUCCGUGUGGAAAGUCAUCUUGUAAAUGACAUGGGACUCGAUUCACUUGACUGUGUUGAGGUGAUAAUGGCAAUUGAGGACGAAUUUGGCUUCGAAAUUCCGGAUCAGGACGCUGAAAAACUUCUGCGAGUCAAGGACAUUGUGCGCUACAUCGCUGACAAGGAGGAUGUCUACGAAUAGUGGAAGUUAAUUUGUCAAUGCAACAGCGACUUCUUACUAGCAAAUGCUGAGUGUAAAGACAGAAAAUAGUCAUAAAAGCGAAAAAAAUGCACGGAUGACACGGUCAAACGUCUAGUUCUUAGUCAAAAUGUGAACCAAUAGAAUACAGCCCUCUCUAAAGAAUUACACAUAGAAAUACAUGCGAAAACUGUACCGCUUUAACUAAAUAUACAGACACACGUGCACUUACACGAACAGACAGACAUCAUGCAAAAAACAAACAUAAAUCGGUUACAACAAGAAACAAAAGUAACCAUAAAAACAUAAUUGAAAAUAAAAAACGAGAAAAAGAGGAAGCGGUUGAUGUAUAUGUUGGUCAUAUGAUUAUGGUGCUGGGACUUUUGUCAUCUUUCGAGCUGUGGCAGUGACUAGACAAGUAACUGUGUGGCAAGUGCCAGCGCCGCGGUUAACAAAUGCAGAAGGGUGCGUGUAACAAACGAAAAACGACAUAAAUAAAAACUCGUAAAAAUAAAAAUAUUUGAGGCGAAGAAUCGGUUUUAGA